AUGGCUGAUUCCGAAGAGCUCGCUGCAUCCGCAGCGACUAAGCGACCUCACUCUGCCGUCGAUGGUGACGAGAAUGGUGACGAGGAGUCCUCCGACGAUGAUUUUGGUCCAGCUCUACCCGCUGAAGUUGCGCCAAAGAAGAAGCGCAGAAAGCUCCCCUUCGAAAAGGUCUACGUCAACGCCCUGCCCGCUUCCCCACGGUACUCCAAGUCCCUCAUGCACAAGGAGCAAUUGUCGUUUGUGACCGUCACUCCGGUCACCGACUUUGUCAUCACCAGCUCGGUAGACGGUUUUGUCAAGUUCUGGAAGAAGAUGGCUGCCGGCAUUGAGUUCGUGAAGGAGUUCCGAGCCCACCCUGGCGAGAUUCGCAGCACGAAUGUCAGUGCCGACGGGCGCAGUUUUGCGACUGCAGGAAUCGACAAAACAGUCAAGAUCUUUGAUGUGAUCACAUUUGAUCUUCUGGCUAUGUAUACACUCGACUUCAUACCUCGAUGUGUUUGCUGGGUACAUCGACGAGGAGCCUCUCUGCCAUUGCUCGCUGUAACGGACGAAUCAUGCAAUAGCAUCCAAGUCUUUGAUGGACGGGGUGAAAAUCCUCAACCCUUACACACUGUUAAGACCAUUCACCGCGCCCCCGUGGUGUCAUUGGCAUUCAACGAUGCAUUUGAUUGCGUGGUCUCGGCAGAUGAGUCGGGCAUGGUCGAAUACUGGCGAGCCGGAGACGGGUCAUUUGAGAAACCAGACAAUGUGUUUGCAUUGAAGUCAUCGACGAACUUGUUCGCAUUCAAGAAAGCCAAGUCCGUCCCUACCGCGAUCACGAUCUCGCCCUCCGGUGAACACUUUGCGACCAUGUCAUUCCCUGACCGUCAGGUGCGGGUCUUCGAAUUUGCUACGGGCAAGCUGUACCGAACCUAUGAUGAGUCAAUAGCGACCAUCACCGACAUGCAACAGGCUGGUACCGCACCGUAUCAGCUAGAUGAGCUAGAAUUCGGACGACGAUUGGGCGUUGAGCGAGAGCUGGAAGGAGAGUCGACCCGUAACAAGGUGAAUGUCUCCUUCGACGAGUCGGGUCACUUCCUCCUUUACGGAUCAUUGUACGGAAUCAAGUGCAUCAACACCUAUACUAAUCGCGUGGUCCGGGUUUACGGUCGCGAAGAACCCUUCCGUGCAUUGAACUUGGCUCUCUACCAGGGAGCGCCGCAGAAAAAGGGUAGCAAUCCGCUGUUGCAAGAGGCCGAGGAACGCGACCCCGUCCUCCUAUGCACCGGGUUUGCCAAGGUGCGCUUCUACAUGUUCACCAACGAGACGGAAGUCUCCAAAUCGAGUCGUGACGUCCAGAACGAGAAGCCGACGCAGGCCGCUCGGGACUCCGCUACGGGGCCUUCCAAGGCUGCUGAAACUGGAACGGCCGCAGUCCUGCACACCACGCUGGGUGAUAUCCAUCUACGACUGUACCCAUCUGCGGCUCCGCGGACGGUAGAGAAUUUUGUGACGCACGCACGACGAGGAUACUAUAACAACACCAUCUUCCAUCGGGUCAUCCGUAAAUUCAUGAUCCAGGGUGGUGACCCCCAGGGUGACGGAACCGGUGGCGAGUCGAUCCUGGGCGGCGAGUUCGCCGAUGAGUUCUCCAGUCUCCGACACGAUAAACCUUACACCCUGUCCAUGGCCAACGCGGGCCCUGACACCAACGGCAGUCAGUUCUUCAUCACCACGGAGAAAACUCCCUGGCUCGACAACAAGCACACAGUUUUCGGACGUGCCGUGCAGGGACUGGACGUGGUGCACAAGAUUGAAAAUGUCAAGACCCACAAGGAGAAACCGGAGGUGGACGUGAAGAUUGUCAGCAUCAGCAUCUCCUAG
This is a messenger RNA of Penicillium maclennaniae, 1863 nucleotides long. Its product is annotated as WD40 repeat domain-containing peptidylprolyl isomerase. The transcript has 4 exons. Gene Ontology annotation, biological process: protein folding; protein peptidyl-prolyl isomerization. Bases 1 to 1863 code for a protein of 620 amino acids. The record is from RefSeq and is a predicted model, not a curated record. Gene Ontology annotation, molecular function: peptidyl-prolyl cis-trans isomerase activity; protein binding. NCBI's taxonomy places the organism in Eukaryota, Fungi, Ascomycota, Eurotiomycetes, Eurotiales, Aspergillaceae.